AUGGCCGCCAAAGCAGCAACAUUCGCAAUCGUCGAGCUCCUCGAACUCAUUCUCGUUAACUCGCCACUCGGAUCCAUCUUUACUGCCACUCAAGUCUGCCGAACCUGGCGCGAGACUGUCGAACGGGCCCACGCCCUCCGCCGCCGCCUCCUUACCGAUCAGCUUCUCGAUGGCGGCGACCUCCUGCCGCUGCACAUGCUCUCGAUUUCUUGCAACUCCCAAGGUCUCCAUACGCAUGACUCAUAUCUUCGCACCACUUCCGCGGGCGGUCAUUUGCUGCUCCACAUUGGUCCAGACGACAAGCUGCUUGUUCUCUUCGCGCCUAGUGGUGGUGAACAGCAGCUGAAGUUUCUCGACAUUGAACGUAGUCAAGCGGCAUAUAGUCAGCAUCACCCAUGGCUUUGGUCACUCAGCUUAUUCGGUGAUGAUGGUACGCUAGUCACUCGUAAGGCCCUGAGGAACAAUGGAAUAGAUGUCUACAUCCGGAAGGUUCUCCAGUAA
Molecule: messenger RNA, 501 nt
Organism: Fulvia fulva
Lineage: Eukaryota; Fungi; Ascomycota; Dothideomycetes; Mycosphaerellales; Mycosphaerellaceae
Exons: 1
Coding region: 1-501 (166 amino acids)
Molecular function (GO): protein binding
Source: RefSeq, a predicted model, not a curated record